UCCUGUUAAAGCAGCGACAGGGACGCGGCCGCUUCUGUCGACCAAAACUCGCUGGAAAAUAAAUUAUCCCGCCGCUCUUCUGGAUACAAACAAAUUCGGCUGUAAAGAGUCCCGCCGGACCGCAGAGAGGCUCCCGGACCGAUGAAUCCGGUCGCAGUGAUUGAUCCGGAUCGAACCGUGCGUUUGGACGCGUAAACGUGAGUGCGUGAUCCGUUCGGACUCGCGCACAGUCACAGGUUGCUAGCGGAGUUUACGCUAACCGAGGCUAGCAGAGUUAGCAGGCAGCGAGACAUAAGAGCCGCUUCUCCCUGUUUCUGGGACUGCUACCCACCGGGGUUAACCGUAGAAACCCGGUCAGACUUUCCCGGAGAGAUUGCUGGAGGCUCUGGCCAUGAUGUGUUGUUGUUCCGGGCGUUUAUCCAGCUGGCCGCCCGGUAGCGUCGGAUGAGUGCAGCGCAACGGCAGAGUUGGUGUUUUUUCCUCCGUUUGUUUAAAAGCUGGACUUUAGCUCCUGAGUUGCAGUCGUCUCUGCUGGAUGAAAACCAGCUAUUGACUCUAUUCGAGCGGGAUAAAAAACACUUUUUCUGUUUGCUUGCUUUUACUGGAAAAGGUAAAAGAAAAGUUUAGUGUUUGGAGGAUUUUUCCGAAGCGUGUGGAAAAAUGGAUGCGGGUAUAGAGAAGGAAUGCAGCGCCUUGGGAGGGCUUUUCCAGCUCAUCAUGAGCGACAUGAAGGCCAGCUAUCCCACCUGGGAGGAUUUCGUCUCCAAAGGAGCCAAGCUGCAGGCCCACCUCAGGACGACCCUCCUGCUGACCGGAGCCUUCCUGGACGCCUUCCAGAAAGUGGCGGACAUGGCGACCGGGACCAGAGGUGCCACCAAGGAGAUCGGCUCAGCGCUCACCAGGAUGUGCAUGAGGCACCGCAGCAUCGAAUCCAAGCUCAAACUGUUCACCAUAGCGCUGUCAGAAAGUCUCAUCGUACCUCUGGAGUUAAAGAUGGAGGAGUGGAAAAAAGCAGCGAGCCAGCUGGACAAAGACCACGCCAAAGAGUACAAGAAGGCCAGAGCCGACAUCAAGAAGAAGUCCUCAGACACCAUCAAGCUGCAGAAGAAAGUGAAGAAAGGGAAGGGCGACGCUCGCGGCCAGCUGGACUGCGCCCUGCAGGACGUCAACACGCGCUACGCCGCGCUGGAGGAGACGGAGAAACGGGCCGUGUGCCGCGCCUUGGUGGAAGAACGAUCUCGCUACUGCAGCUUCAUCAGCAUGUUGAAGCCGGUCCUGGACCAUGAGAUCAACAUGCUGGGCGAAGUGACCCACCUGCAGACCAUCCUGGAGGACCUGGGCGUUCUGACGGCUGAACCCACCAAGCUGCCGGCCGCCAGCGAACAGGUAAUUUUGGAUCUGAAAGGUUCGGACUUUAACUAUACCUACCAGACCCCCCCCGGUUCCCCUGGCAACAUGUCCAGGAAGAGCAGCAUCAGCAGUUACCAGUCGGGGUCGGUGAGGCACGUUCCCUCGUUGGACUCCAUCAGCUGCGCUGUGGAUGGCGUUCACCUGCAGCCUGCCACCCCUUACCUGCUGUACGGCUGUAAUGAAGGUGGGCGGUCCCUCAGCGAGGGCAACUCCCCCUCCCGCCUCAGUCACCAUGGCAACCUCAUCCCUGUCGCCAGCUACAGGCGGCGUGGCGCUCAGAGCCACCGGGUUAGCCGCCGGGACAUGAGCGCUGAAGCAGUGGUUGCCACCCAGCCACCUGCAGGAGGCGCAGAGAACGGCCUGCUGGCCCCCCCCCACGGCGGCUACAUCCAGCAGCACGGCGAGCGAGCCAGAGCCAUGUCAGCGUCUGGGAAGUCGUGCUCGGCGCGGGAUCAGCUGGCGCUGACGUUGGGUGCGUUGAAUUCGGACGCCCCGAGGAGCAGCAGGGACUCUCUGCACUGUUCGAGCGGCUACAGCACCCAGACCACCACGCCGUCCUGCUCCGAGGACACCAUCCACACGCACACCGACUACGAGUCAAUCUCUCUCCACGGUGACGCUGACUCCGCCCCCUUCCACCAGCUGUGCGGCAGCCGCUCCGACCUGGACAAGUCCUCCACCCUCCCCAGGAACUCGGACCUGCGCUUCCAGUUCAGGGACUUUGCACAGUCCAGGCGGCCGACCUCCACCGUCAGCCUGCUGGUCGACGGCGAGUCGAGCGGCGGCGGCCAUCAGCACGCCUCCCACACCGCCACCAUCCGCCGCAAGCCGUCCACCAAGCCGGCGUACCGCCGCGGCACCAUCAGCGGCGGCGUGCCCAUCCCCAUCAGCACGCCGCAGGUCCCUCUCAAGGCCGGCGACGACGGCGUGUUCAAGGUGCCCCCCGCUGGCGGCUUGGGGCACAGCAAGAUGUGCACCUCCACCCAGAGCCUCGUCUCCCUGCCUUCCUCCUCCUCCUCCUCUUCCUCACCGUACUAUCAGCUCGUCCCGGGUCACAUGCCCGUCCCCGCCGUGCCGCCGCUGCCACCAGGGGGCGGCAGCAUCAGGCAGCAGCAGCAUAGGCUGCAGCUGCAGCAGCAACAGCUGCAGCAACAGAACCAGCAACAACAGUUUCAGCAACAAAAUCAGCUGCAGCAACAGAACCAGCAACAACAGUUUCAGCAACAAAAUCAGCUGCAGCAACAACAGCUGCAGCAACAGAACCAGCAGCAACAAAAUCAGCUGCAGCAACAGAACCAGCAACAACAGUUUCAGCAACAAAAUCAGCUGCAGCAACAGAACCAGCAACAACAGUUUCAGCAACAAAAUCAGCUGCAGCAACAGAACCAGCAACAACAGUUUCAGCAACAAAAUCAGCUGCAGCAACAGCUGCAGCAACAACAGAACCAGCAGCAACAGUUUCAGCAACAUGCACAGCUGCAGCAACAGAGCCAACAGCUGCAGUUGCAGCUUCAAAACCUGCAUCUCCACAAUCAGCCACUGCAGCAGCUGCAGCAUCUGCAGCAGUACAGCCCAGCUGCAGCAGCCCCGCCGCCCGUCUCCAACCAGCCGGAUGCUGCAGGCGCCGACAUGCUGACGCUCAUCAGGAAGGUGAAGCUGAAAAGAACUCUGACCAACGACCGCUCGGCCCCCAUGCUGCCGCCGCCGCCGCCGCCGGGUCACUGAGGCUGCAGCAGCAUCAUGCAGCAUCAUGCAGCGACGGCUCCUCUUCCUCUGACGGAGGUCCUUGUACGCAUUCUGACCUGCAGCUCGGUUCAGACUCCCGUUUCCAUAGUUACUGCAAAAC
Gambusia affinis (western mosquitofish) is the source of this 3256-nucleotide messenger RNA. It is a transcript of the gene mtss1, whose product is annotated as MTSS I-BAR domain containing 1. The coding region runs from base 661 to 3135 and encodes 824 amino acids. Gene Ontology annotation, molecular function: actin binding; phospholipid binding. Gene Ontology annotation, cellular component: cytoplasmic side of plasma membrane; actin cytoskeleton. NCBI's taxonomy places the organism in Eukaryota, Metazoa, Chordata, Actinopteri, Cyprinodontiformes, Poeciliidae. Gene Ontology annotation, biological process: plasma membrane organization; cell projection assembly. The transcript has 14 exons. The record is from RefSeq and is a predicted model, not a curated record.